Molecule: messenger RNA, 804 nt
Organism: Closterium sp. Yama58-4
Lineage: Eukaryota; Viridiplantae; Streptophyta; Zygnematophyceae; Desmidiales; Closteriaceae
Source: the annotation of a GenBank genome assembly
AUGUUCACAAAAGACGCGAGCAGCACUCCCGCUUUCGCCGCACUUGACAUCGACUCGCUCUCUUUCACCGACAAGCCACGUGUCCUCCACGUGUUCGCCACGAUCCUCAACCGCAUCGUCGCCAGCAACGAAUCCAUCUCCACCGCGAAUCUCGCCCCUGACAGCGCCGGAAACUGCGGCGUGAACUGCGUCGAGGACCACGCGUCGCAGCUGACCGUUUUCGACGGACUACGAGCUCCUGGGAUCAGCAUUGACAAGUAUUUCGACCGAAUCUUUAAAUACGCCCGGUGCAGCCCGUCGUGCUACGUGAUGGCCUACAUUUUCAUCGAUCGGAUCAUGCAACGGAAGGACGCCAUGCUUAUAACGACGCUCAACGUCCAUCGGCUGCUCAUAACGAGUAUUCUUGUAGCGGUCAAGUUCAUGGACGACGCGUACUACAAUAACGCGUACUACGCGAAAGUCGGGGGGAUCUCGAUAGAGGAGAUGAACCGCUUAGAGCUGGAGUUUCUGUUCCGGCUCAACUUUCAGCUGAAUGUAACUGAAACGGAGUUCUCCUCGUACUGUAACGUGCUGCAUGAGCAGCUGCUCGCGGAGGAAUCUUCUUCGGAGGGAGAUGAAACGUCGUUCUCGCGGUCGUACGGUUUCUUCUUGCCUCAGCUCCUGGCGAACUCGGGAAAUGAGGCUGUUGAUUUUGUGGAGGGCCGCGAAGGCUCGGACGCGUGUGCCGUUGGCUCGGGCACAAGCGGCGAGUGGCUGCAGUUUGAGGCCCCGCGCGCGGGCUCGCCGCAGGCGGAGGUUCGGUAG